Molecule: messenger RNA, 3069 nt
Organism: Danio rerio (zebrafish)
Lineage: Eukaryota; Metazoa; Chordata; Actinopteri; Cypriniformes; Danionidae
Gene: noa1
Product: nitric oxide associated 1
Biological process (GO): RNA folding
Molecular function (GO): GTP binding
Source: RefSeq, marked provisional
CGUGAGUCUAGCGAUGGCGCUGUGUUUAUAAAGUUGACGGAAUAAUGUACAGGCUUCUCAGAGCCUCGGUUCUGCGGCUCUACGCGGGUACUGGCGUGAAACAUUUGUCGGGGACGCGGACGGAGAGUCUGCGCAGAUGGAAACGCGCAGGAGGUCCGGCAUUAAAGGCGCUUCAGGAGCCGCACACACUGCUGGAGCCGCACACACAGGAGCACUUCCUGUUCCCGGACUGGGGGACAGAACAUGAGGAUGAUGGAGAGGUGCUGGAGAAGGGCCCUCAGCUCAGGGGGCCUCAGAGAAACAAUGAUGAUGAUGGAGAGAUGCUGGAGCGGGGCCCUCAGCUGGGAGCUCUUCAGAGAAAACACCAUGAUGAUGAUGGAGAGGUCAGGACUCAGUCUAAGCAGCUCCGGGGUCUGGAGAGACAGCUGGAGCUCAUGAAGGGCCCCGUAGAGGAGCACUCUCUGAUAGACUUCCAUGAUGAAGGAUUCCCUCUGCACAAACCCAAGAAGAAGCGCCCGCAGAAGGUGUUCGGCUCUCCGGAUGCGCAGGCGGCCCUCAGCGAGACCUCCUGCUCCGGCUGCGGGGCCCUCCUGCACUGCACGGACCCCCAGGAGCCCGGAUACCUGCCCAGUGAGAAGUACAAGCCUCUGCUGGAGGGCGGUGGGCUGGAGCGGGCCGUGUGCCAGCGCUGCUUCCUGAUCCAGCACCAGCAGAGGGCGCUGAGCGUGCGGAUGUCCCCGGAUCAGUACCGCGCGGUGGUGGGCUCCAUACGGCCCCUGAGCGCGCUGGUUCUGCUGAUCCUGGACCUGCUGGAUCUCCCGCACUCCAUCAUCCCGGACCUGCCGCAGCUGCUGGGACGCAACAAACGUGUGGUGGUGUUGGGGAAUAAGGUGGACCUGCUGCCGGGAGAUGCGCAGAACUACCUGCAGCGGGUGCGGCGGCAGCUGAUGGCGGACUGCGCCCGCGCCGGCAUCUCCGCUGACCCCCGAGACGUCCACCUCAUCAGCGCUAAAACCGGCUACGGCAUCGAGACCCUGAUCAGCAGCCUGCAAACCCGCGGGAGGCACCGGGGAGACGUGUACCUGAUCGGGAUGGCCAACGCCGGCAAAUCCACACUCUUCAACACCCUGCUGGAGUCUGACUACUGCAAAUCCACAGCCGCUGACGCCAUUCAUAGAGCCACCAUAUCACCAUGGCCUGGAACGACUCUGAAUCUGCUGAAGUUCCCCAUCCUAAACCCGACAGCUCAUCGCCUGAGCAGACGAGCAGAGAGACUCCAGCAGACGCAGCAGAACAUCACUGCAGACGAGCUGCGCAGGAUCACACACUACAGCAGACACGGAUACCUCAUCGGUCACGUUGGCAGGACGUUCCAGCUGAAGCGGGCACACAGUAAAGAUGAGGUGGAGUUUGAUGCAGACAGUCUGAGCUUUGGAGGAGAUCUGGAUGGAGACGUUCAGAAGAGUCCGAAAGCAGACGCUGAACUCUCCUAUAAUGAGAUUAAAGACGCUCACUGGUGCUACGACACACCGGGAAUCAUCAAGGAGAACGACCUUCUGAGUGUGCUGACGGAGCAGGAGGUGAAGCUGGUGGUUCCCACAGUCGCCAUCACACCCAGAACAUUCCUGCUGAAGCCGGGGACGGUGCUGUUUCUGGGGGGUCUCGCUCGCAUCGACUACCUGCAGGGGCAGAACUCCUGCUGGUUCACAGUGCUGGCGUCGUCUCGUGUGCCGGUUCACAUCACCAGUCUGGAUAAAGCUGACGACAUCUAUCAGAAACAUGCUGGAAAUACACUGCUGGGGGUGCCGUGUGGAGGUGAGGAGCGCAUGAAAACAUUCCCACCGCUCAUUGCUCAGGACUUUGAGCUCCAGGGUCAGGACUGCGACACCGCCAUCGCAGACAUCAAGAUCUCCUCAGCAGGCUGGAUCGCGGUGACUGCAGACGCUGGAGAUCAGCUGUUAUUGAGGACUCGAGCUCCAGCAGCAGCAGGAGUGUGUUUGCGGACGCCGCCGUUACUGCCGCACAUCGUCCGUCUUAAAGGACAGAGAAUACACAGAUCUGCAGCGUACAAGACCAGAAAACCACAAACACUGAUGGACACGGGACUGUCUGCCAGAGCGGCUCAGAGACUGCACAACACACACAGCAAAUGACCACUGUGACACUGCUAUACCACACACACACACACACACACACACACACACACACACACACACUGUUGAUGGGUUAUUUUUAUACCAGUGUCUAAAUGUGUUUAUAUGGACAAAAUUGUUCCAACCUUCCACUGAAGAAUUAAAAGCCUCAGUGGGUUCUGAAAUAACUUAAAAGCUGAAAAUAGUCAUGAUUAAUCGAACAUUUCUGAUAAUAAACUAUUGAAUAUCUAAUGCUGCUUUUGAAUUGUGCAUCUACAGAAUCAUUAUAAAAGGCAAACCAAUGACACUGGCCUGGAUAGAACUGGAAAGUAUGAACAAUUUUGUCCAAGUCUGUGUGUAUAUAUACACCGGCCACUUUAUUAGGUACACCUCACUAGUACAGGUUAGACUCCCUUUAGUCUUCAGAUCUGCCUUAAUCCUUGGUGUCAGAGAUUCAACAAGCUGCUGGAAAUAUUCCUCAGAGAUUUUGCUCCAUAUUGUCAUGAUAGCAUCACACAGUUGCUGCAGAUUUGUCGGCUGCACAUCCAUGAUGCCAAUCUCCCGUUCCACCACAUCCCAAAGCUGCUCUAUUGGUUUGAGCUCUGGUGACUGUGGAGGCCAUUUGAGUACAGUGAACUCAUCGUCAUGUUCAAGAAAGCAGUCUGAGAUGAUUGAGCUUUAUGACAUGCUGCGUUAUCCUGCUGGAAGUAGCCAUCAGAAGAUGGAGACACUGUGCUCAUAAAGGGAUGGACAUGGUCAGCAGCAAUACUCAGGUAGGCUGUGGCGUUGAUGCUCAAUUGGUACUAAUGGACCCAAAGUGUGUUACAAGCAGUUGGACAGGUGUACCUAAUAAAGUGGCCGGUGAGUGUAUAUACGUAUAUUAAUAUGCUAAUUUCUACAUUUAAAAAAACAAAAGAUAAAAAAAGUUUUAUUGAAA